GAAAAGUCCCAUUCUUUAUUUGCUUAAAAUUCUCACUAACUACGGUGGGGUAUGGGGAAUCCCCCGACUCUGGAAAAACAAUUCAACGGGCUUUGGAAAUAAUUGAUUAAUCGUUGUUGAUUCAAUUCCCAUUCGCAGGAAGAUUUUGUCCAUGAAAUGAAGAUGAAGCAAGUGAGCAUACUAGGCAAGAAGGUAGUAUUGGUACCUUAUAUGCAGCAACAUGUUCCUACAUAUCAUGAAUGGAUGCAGGAUCCUGCUCUUCUACAAGCUACUGGCUCAGAACCCCUUACGCUUGAAGAAGAAUAUGCAAUGCAAGAAUCAUGGGUUGUAGACCCAAAAAAAUGCACUUUUAUUGUGUUGGAUAAGCAAAGGAUAAUGGGAGAGUUCAUCCAUGGAGAACCUCAUGUUGAAGCCAUGGCUGGUGAUGUGAAUCUUUAUAUGAAUGAUCCUGAUGAUUUACAAACAGCAGAGAUUGAAAUUAUGAUUGCAGAACCCAAAAGCCGUGGAAACGGGCUUGGCAAAGAAUCUGUGCUGUUGAUGAUUACCUUUGCUGUUGAACAUCUGGCAAUCUAUACAUUUAGUGCCAAAAUUGGAGAUACAAAUUCAACUUCCCUUUCUCUUUUCAGAAGUUUGGGAUUCCGAGAUGUUGCCCAUAGUGAAGUUUUUAAAGAGGUGACACUGGAAUUGUCAACUGAUGAUAGCCGGUGCAAGGAACUAAAGAGUCUUGUUGGGGAGUUGAAUGUUCUUACAUAAUGUCCUAUAAAUAUUCUAAUAUAAUGCACUAUUAGUGACUUGAUCAAGAAAAGAUAUAUAUGCUACUCUAUUUUUCUUUCAGUAACUGAAAGGAUUGCCUUGAGCUUUGCUGUAUUAGAGUGGGUUUUCAUUAGAAUGGCUUACAGGAGAAUACCAAUUUGUGAUGGUAGUAUUUUUGGACUAACCAAACCAUUAUUUCUUUGAGCUGUUCAAAAACAGUGUUGGGUUAUGAUUUGAACUGUUUGGUACA
Messenger RNA from Cryptomeria japonica (Japanese cedar), 1003 nucleotides. Its product is annotated as GCN5-related N-acetyltransferase 9. The record is from RefSeq and is a predicted model, not a curated record. Gene Ontology annotation, biological process: protein acetylation. Gene Ontology annotation, molecular function: N-acetyltransferase activity. NCBI's taxonomy places the organism in Eukaryota, Viridiplantae, Streptophyta, Pinopsida, Cupressales, Cupressaceae. The transcript has 6 exons. Bases 157 to 753 code for a protein of 198 amino acids.